Molecule: messenger RNA, 1763 nt
Organism: Apus apus (common swift)
Lineage: Eukaryota; Metazoa; Chordata; Aves; Apodiformes; Apodidae
Product: stromelysin-1-like
Exons: 10
Coding region: 12-1523 (503 amino acids)
Biological process (GO): proteolysis; extracellular matrix organization; collagen catabolic process
Cellular component (GO): extracellular matrix
Molecular function (GO): metalloendopeptidase activity; zinc ion binding
Source: RefSeq, a predicted model, not a curated record
GGGAGGCAAAGAUGGAGACAAAGAUCCUUCUUUUCCUUGGGUUAUUGUAUGUUACAUGUUCUUGUGCUUUCCCAGUGGUUCCAGAAAAAGAAAAGGAAGAUAUGCAAUUUGCUAAGAAAUAUCUAGAAAAUUUUUAUGAUUUUAAAGAAGAGAAAAAUGCUUUUUUUAAAUCAAAGAAUCUCAAUCACAUGUCUGACAAAAUCCGAGAAAUGCAGUCAUUCUUUGGGCUAGAGGUGACUGGGAAGCUGAAUCAUAAGACACUGGACAUGAUGAAGCAGCCCAGAUGUGGAAUUCCAGAUGUGCACUCAUACAGCACCUUCCCGCAGAGCCCACGGUGGAGUAAAGAUGAUGUGACAUAUCGGAUUUUGAACUACACUCCAGACAUGCUGCAAGCUGAUGUAGAGGAAGCAAUUGCAAAAGCCUUCCAGCUCUGGAGCAGUGUUACCCCUUUGAGAUUCACCAGGCUCUACAGUGGUCAAGCAGAUAUAAUGAUCUCCUUUGCAUCUGGAUUUCAUGGUGACUUCUAUCCCUUUGAUGGUCCAGGAGGAACUCUGGCUCAUGCCUACCCACCCAACACUGGGAUAGGAGGAGAUGCCCACUUUGAUGAAGAUGAAAACUGGACCAAAUUUACUACCUAUAGUGGGUACAACUUAUUUCUUGUUGCUGCUCAUGAGUUGGGCCACUCACUCGGUCUUGGUCAUUCCAAUGUCUUUGGUGCUUUGAUGUAUCCUAUAUAUAUGGCCAGGGAUACAAGGGACUACAGGCUUUCUCAGGAUGAUAUUGAUGGCAUUCAAGCCCUCUAUGGACCCCCCAGGGAAUCCCUUGAACUUCCAACAAAAGCUUUUCCCCCACAAGAACCAACUGAAAGGACACCUGCAGAAGCACCAACUGAAAUGUUACCGCGGGAAGCACCAACAGAAGUGACACCCUCCAAAGCCCCCAGAAGACCAUAUGACUGUGACCCCCAUUUGACUUUUGAUGCUAUCACCACUCUCCGUGGGGAAACACUGUUCUUCAAAGGCAGCUACAUCUGGCGAAAAAGUCCAUAUUUCUCAGAGAUUGAGCACGACACCAUCUCCUCAUUCUGGCCGUCGCUGGCAGCUGGUUUUGAUGCUGCUUAUGAAGUUGACAAGAAGGAUCGAGUGUUGUUUUUUAAAGGUGACCAGUACUGGGCUGUCAGUGGCUACAGCAUAGAGCCAGGCUUCCCCAGACCAAUUAAGAACCUGGGCUUCUCCACAAGUGUUGGGAAAAUAGAUGCAGCAGUUCAUGAUCAAAAUACCAAGAAAACCUACUUCUUUGUAGGCAACAAGUACUGGAGUUUCAAUGAAAAUACCCAAUCCAUGGAAAGGGGAUAUCCAAGAAAAAUAGCAGCUGACUUCCAAGGAAUUGGCCACACAGUUGAUGCUGCCUUUCAGAAAAAUGGACUUUUCUACUUUUUCCAUGGAUCCAACCAGUAUGAGGUUGACAUCAAGAACAAGAAACUAAUCAGUAUAAUGAAGAGUAACAGCUGGUUUAAUUGCUAGAAAUGUUAGAGGAUGGUGCAGAGCUGUAUUUGUACCAGGAAUGUUUUUUCAUGUUCCUUGGUUAGAAACAGUAGCAUUCAGCUGUUACUGUGCACCUGAGUUUGAAACUAUGGCCUUUGAUUAUUCUAAUUUAAAACCUUUAAAAUGUAAAACUUAAUGUACAGUUUUAAUUUAUUUUGUUUUCCAACUAUUUAUUAAUCAAGUUGUUUUUGAGUAAUAAAGUAUUUUGCUUGAGUAUAG